Messenger RNA from Phytomonas sp. Hart1, 276 nucleotides. NCBI's taxonomy places the organism in Eukaryota, Euglenozoa, Kinetoplastea, Trypanosomatida, Trypanosomatidae. The record is from the annotation of a GenBank genome assembly.
AUGGCGAACUAUCUCAUAGAGUAUGAGCCCACCAGCGCGGUCAUGAAUUCCGGGCUUGGUGGGGUCUGCCCGGAGUGCGAAAUCCAACUCAAAAAACAUUUAGCCCGUGGCUUCGCGUGCCCCUCCCGCUAUAGAAAAAGUUGCCUCUACUUGCCCAUCCAUCUCCGCCUCCGGUUAAUUAACGUGGAGGAGGAAAUCUCGAAAAUGCACGCAGUGAAGUAUGAUGUAGUGCGGUAUUGGAAUGAGCCCAAAGCAGCGGCCGAUACCCAGACGUAA